This is a messenger RNA of Candidula unifasciata, 1326 nucleotides long. The record is from the annotation of a GenBank genome assembly. NCBI's taxonomy places the organism in Eukaryota, Metazoa, Mollusca, Gastropoda, Stylommatophora, Geomitridae.
AUGGCGAGUCCCGAAGUAUCACGGAAAGUAAAAAUGCUGGGAACAUGGAAUGAGGAUGUUUUCACUGAUGAAAUUGUGAAGACCAUUGCAGCUCUAGCUAAAUCAGAGAAAGGCAAAACAGUCAAGGUUGUUUUGAGUCGUAAAGGUGUGAAGUUGACUCGGUCAAAACUAUUUAAAGAAAGAAAGACCACAGUUUUUCCCAUAGGAGACUUAAGAACUAUCACUAGGAGUCCGGACUUCUCUCAGUGUGUGUUGCUUAUACUUUCAAAUGUGGACAAGAAGUAUAAGAUAAUUGCUUUACGCUGUGCUUCGGAGAAAGAUGCAGUUCAUUUGGUUAGUGGCUUUGGAGAGAUUCAGAAGCACUUGUCGUCUUCCCGUGUGGAGCUGAAGAAGAAAGAUAACGGGAACUGGACCCUUCGUGAAAGACUUUUCCCUCGAUCGCGCAAACUUGUAACUGAUGUGUACAGUGAUCGUACACCAAACGGUGGCGUCACGGUUGGAGCAGAAAACGGAACUGUCAUGGCGUACAGGGCAAGUCCUGAAGCUACCGACGCCUACACGGCAGUUAGCUAUCAGAAAGGUGUUUACACGAAGCGAAGUACUAGUGGGAAUUCAAAUAGCUCAAAAGUGCAUAAAAAGAAUUAUUUUUUUGCAAAUAAUGUCGGCGAUGAUUAUGUCAUUGAAACUGAGGUUCUGCCCAGUUCAAAAACCACAACUGAAGUUCACACUCGUCACCAUAGUGACGACAUUCGCAAACACAAGGGACGACCUGAAUACGUCUCAAAGAAUAUUCUAGAAGUUGAUAAAAGACGUAUAGAAUCAGGAAACCAUCUUGUAUAUUCUGGACACAGCGUGCCUUCACCUGGAAAGGUUGUAUACUCAACAACAUCGAGAAACCAUGUGCCUACCCAACCUGUGAUUUAUAGAGAACCAUCUUCCAGAACAUACGAAGCCAGGAUAGAACCUCCUGCCGCUCACUAUCCUAAGCUUGUACAAGGACGCGGUAGAGAUUCCUUGCGGUCCGACACUCUUCCAGUAAGGGUUUGGGGAGGAAACUGGAAUAUGACUUUCGAUCAGCGCUCAGUAAGGUCCAACACUAGCAAAACAUCGCAUUCUCGAAGGAAGAGGUCGUCUGAGUUUUACUACCCAACAACUGUUGUCAGGUCCAUCGAGAAGACAUACCCCCGACCACCCGUUGUCUUUCGCCGAGGCACAGAUCAGAUCAUCGCCUACCGGCCAGGUGCUGACAACUAUUACAUCGUGGAGCCCCGUGAACCUCAUGGAUAUUUCAAAGAGCGCCAAGGAGCUGGACAGCUGCCCUAUUGA